Messenger RNA from Pecten maximus, 3403 nucleotides. RefSeq lists its product as uncharacterized. Bases 369 to 1532 code for a protein of 387 amino acids. The record is from RefSeq and is a predicted model, not a curated record. The transcript has a single exon. Lineage: Eukaryota; Metazoa; Mollusca; Bivalvia; Pectinida; Pectinidae.
CAGGCGUUAACAGGAUCACUGUGACAGGACGGUGUCACGCUGUCAGCUUGGUAAGACUUACUGUGUAUUAUUUACAAAUCAAGGCAUAUCUCACAUUUAAUUUAUUAUUUAUUUACCAUGCAGUUGACAUAAUAAUAGAUUGGAUUGUUGUUCGUUGAUGACACGACGUGAAUUAUGUUAUGUGAAAUAAGACAGUAUUAUUAUAAGAUUGUUCAUUCUGCGGUAACUGGAUAUUUUAUUCAAAGCAACACAUGCAACUUCGCCAUUAACAAGGUUGAGUGUCCCGACAGUCUUUGGUGACAUUCAAUUAACAGUCAGCGUGAUUGAUACUACCUGAACUCUAUUUUUUUAAAAGCACACACACUAACAUGGAAGUUAAUCAAGCGAAGAUUGCUCGAAGUCAAUAUAAACCGAGACGGGAAAGCCUUCCAAGGCUUAAAACGGAAAGUGCCAUCAAUGGCCAACAUUAUUCUGGUUCUAGUGAAGACAGAAGCUAUUCUAAUGGAACUGGUUUCAGCACAUAUGCAACUUCAAAGAAUUUUAGAGUUCUCAGCACUACAUCUAGUAUCUACGCAAGCAUAAGAUCAGAAAAUCGGAGGAAGGAGACAGAUUGUCAACAGCAAAGAGAUAAUCGUGUUAUUGAUGCUCAAUACCCUCCGAAACCGAUGUCGGUCAUGACAACAGAGACUGGUAUAUCAUUGGAUGGGUACCCUGCCAACAAUUGUAUUGGGUACAAGAAACAGCUCUGUCAAACAGAAAGUGAGUUCAAGGCUCAGAAGCUUAAUAGAACUGAAGAAUGUAAAUUAGAAAGUUAUAAAUCGCGAGUGCAAAAAGAACAAAGAAUUCGUGAGAAACAGUGGAUGCAAUCAACUCAUUCGUUUCGAGCAAAGUCUGCGAGAGUGUUCGACAGAUCAACCCCAAAAUCAAACCCAGUGAAGGAUGUAACAUCUGGUAAACCUAAAAAGCAGAGACCUAAAUCAUCUCCCGCUUAUGUUUCCUUUCUUCAGCACCGACCAAGGGAUCUAAAGGAAGAAGAGGAGGCCGAAUCUCGUCGUCGCCGGGAACGAACCUGCAGUACGUGUGAAUAUAUGAAGAAACUAAUACAAAUGUAUGAGGAUCACAUUGGAGAGUUGGAGUGUGAGGAUGGUGUCACUGAUGAGUACAGUCGGUACUCAUUUUCGGACAGACAAGUAAAAACAUUUAUGCACCUCUUAGAGACCGAGUACUGCUCUGAAAUUCCACAAAUGAAGGAGAUAUUUCAUAACGGUGGGAUUGAAAUGGAUAAACCAACUUCCGGUAGUAGUGCAUAUCGGUGCGCUACGCAUGACAACGGCAUACAGAAUAGAAUACGACGGUUUUGUAGCUCUCAAGAUUCAUUCAACAAAAAGCAUCCUUUACCGGAGUAUAUUAAAAAAGGCCUGGAAAAUGUGAGGAUAGCCGAAGCGAUGUUAGCGAAACGACAACACAUAGACAAUAGAAGGGCAAUGAUAGUACAGGAGGCAAGACGGAAGCUUGGUAUACUCAGAAUAUAGAAACAUACCCCCGCUUUGAUUUCGCAGACAGCUAUAGCUUGCAUUAAUUUGCACUUAACUCUGCGUUCGGACUUUCUAUAGAAAUCGCAGAGACGUGUUCAGAAUAAGCGGAUGAGAUUUCAGGGACGAACAACCAAAAUAGAAUGGAUUAUUUUGUUCAUAAUCCGGAUUUUUCUUUUAUAAGCCUACAUUGCCACUCCAAUGAAAGGGAAUUCCUGCUUCAGUGAUGGUUUUGUUUAUGCAUAUUUGAUCGAUAGUGUCUCAUUAUACAUGGAUCGAACUUCUCUUUCAUGUCCUGUGAUAUUAUAGGUGAUGUUUCUUUGGAAGGAAUGGUAACAUUAAAAAGGUAUUCAAGCAUAUAACCGCCGUGCAUAGUUGUUGUAGCGUAAAUAAUUCUAUUCUGUAACGUCUGAAAUAAUCGCGUUUAAUGGAAUACAUUCACAUGUAUGCACGUUUUGAUAUUGCUCCGUAGUUGGUAUUUAUUCCUUAGUGAACUUUUUCGAAAUGUUUGAAAACAUUGGUAUUGUAACAAAGCAACAUUACAACAUUGUGGGCAGUGUAAUGAAAAUAGCCUGCAUUUUAGAUUGUAAAACAAAUCAACAAACAAACAAAUUGUUUAUAUUGCUUUUUUUCUUAUGCCUUACAUCAUUUUUAUAUUCUUAAUAGUACAUAUAUGUUUUACGAAAGGUAUUUACGUGUUUCAAUUGAUAUGGAAAGAAAUUCUAACAUCUUCCAUCUUGAUGAAAUUUUGUCGAGCAAAAUUUUGAACUGGAAUAUAUAACUCGAAUUGUUCAUGAAAUCUGAAAUAUCGACAUUUUUACUCUAAAAUAUGAAUAAAAAUGAAAGUCUACCGACAUGACGUUACGUACAGCUCUGCUAGACACUAUUGCACAAGUCACCUAUUGCAUUAAUACGUUUGUGUAAUGGGAAUUAUGUUAACAAAAAUACGAUGCAUAGCACCAGACCUUCAUAGACAUAAAACAAAUAAUCAGGAUCAAUAUUAUCAUACAAGAAUGGUUUUUAAUCGUUUUAGAAGUUUAUAUUGAACAUCACUUGACGAAAUGUAUUAGAAAUGAACAAUGUGCUAGAAACAUUGCUAGAAGAUUUAAAAGAAAUAUAUAUUGUAGUAUAAAUAUUCGGAUAGUCUCCAAAAGCAAGUUUUAUCACAUAAUUGGUGUGUUAUCUGGUGAAUUCGGCCGUUUAAUGUGUGCGUAUAUGCCACAAGUAUAAAAAAAUGUAUACCGUGUUUCACAUCGCUGCACCAGUCAGAAAACUUCUAAUACUCGUUUCACUUAAUAUCACAUGAAACUAAAUUUAAGAUCAUACCGAUAUAGAGUCUGGGACAAUGAUUCAUGUCCAUGUUUUGAAAACUCACUUUAGGACAAACAUUUUCAAUAAUCAGGAAAUCAUUGAGUCCAAAAUUAAUUUGAUACAACGCAGGUGAACAGUAAAAAAGCUUGUUGUUUAUAUCGGAAGUACUAAACGUGAAGACGUCAUUUAAUCUACAAUGUUUAAAAAAAUGUAUCCGAUAUCGUAAAUACUUAACAUUUCAUCAAUUUUUCAAUUUCCCUAGUGUAUGUACACAACAAUGAACACUGCUUCUUAUAUCAAAAUACAGUUGGGUUUACCUAUUUAACUAAUGUUUACCUACACAUGUUGACGAUGUUUGCAAUGUAAUUAUAAGGUUAGAUAAAUAAUAUGUAGAUCAUUUUCUCAGAACAUUUACAUUAAUGAAUUGUAUGUCAACAUAUUCACGGUCAAUUGUGACAUUUUGUAUUUGCACUCAUUGUAACUCAUCGAGGUAGUUUAAAUACCCAUGCGUUCUCCUAAGUAAAUAAUCGAGAAAAAAGGCUGUUUGAAAAUUAAAUAAA